GCCGCACCCACAUUGAAGAGUUCUACAAUCCGUCUCGACAACUAGAUCUUUCCUUACCGACAAGUCACCUCGAACUCAUCCGUCACAAUGGGUCAUUCUCGAGGUCUCCGGUCGGGCACGCGCUAUGCGUUCAGCCGCAACUUCCGCCAGAAGGGCAUGAUCCCCCUCUCGACGUACAUGAAGAUAUACCGAGUUGGUGAUAUCGUCGACAUCAAGGCCAAUGGCGCAGUUCAGAAGGGUAUGCCCUACAAAGUGUACCAUGGCAAGACCGGCGUCGUGUACAACGUGACCAAAUCCGCCGUCGGAGUCAUCAUCUACAAGCGAGUCGGAAACCGAUACAUCGAGAAGCGAGUCAAUGUCCGUGUUGAGCAUAUCGCCCAUUCGAGAUCGAGAGAAGAGUUCCUGAACAGAGUCAAGUCGAACGCCAAACGCCGCCGCGAAGCCAAGGAGAAGGGUGAAUCCGUGCAACUGAAGCGUCAACCCCAGGGUCCCCGAAAAUCCCACGUCGUUGAGUUCACAGGCGUGGAGAGUCUUGCGCCUCAACCUUACGAUACGCACAUCUAAGCGCCCAGAGACUGGUUUUUGUGUCUUUUAUUUUGAGGGCUAGAUGGAACGUGAUGCGGCGAUUACGGUGGGGGCGGCGAGGUGAGGUGAAACCCUGCAAAAUGACCCGGCAAACAAGGUGCGAGGUUGCAGGUCGUGGUGGUGGAAAAGACAGUCACGAUGCGAAAUCAGGGUCUGCUGUUCUUCUAGUGGCCAAGGGCGGUUGCGACCCUCGAGAAAAGCCUUGACAGACCAACGACUAGGGAGUCUUUUCUUCUCUCUGCUUGUUGCGUUGAAAGUGAUAACGGAUUUCAAACAUCACAGUGGCUAGGUCGGCGCAUGUCCUUUCGGGAAUGCAACGAUGAAUUCCUCCAAUCAAUCAAGAGACUUAAGAGUACUUGAAAUCAAUCUCCACCGUCAUCUAACCUCCAUAUCUCUCUGUCUCUUCCCUUCCUACAGGCCGGUCAAGAUCUGAAUGACACGACCUGCUUCGAUCUGCUCCUCUCUUCCAACGCUGA
Molecule: messenger RNA, 1061 nt
Organism: Cladophialophora immunda
Lineage: Eukaryota; Fungi; Ascomycota; Eurotiomycetes; Chaetothyriales; Herpotrichiellaceae
Exons: 4
Coding region: 88-564 (158 amino acids)
Biological process (GO): translation
Cellular component (GO): ribosome; cytosolic large ribosomal subunit
Molecular function (GO): structural constituent of ribosome
Source: RefSeq, a predicted model, not a curated record